GCUUCUCUCUUCUCAGCGGACCAGUCAGUUUGACAGUGGUACUUGAAACGGCUGUAUCAGGCUCCAUUCUCCCUAACGGUGUACGACUCCGUGAACAGCGUACUAUUUGCAGCAUGGCAUCUGAAGAGCUGGUUAGGAAGCUGCAGUCGCGGCUGACCACUUCGCAGAAGGCUGAGCCGAGGCCGGAGCCCCAACAGAGCCCGGUCCGACCCAAACCGCAGGAGGCCGAUGCAGCCUGCGGCGACUCAUCCUCCGAGCUGUCCGCCAAACUGACCCGCAGACAGGACAUCAACGAGGGCAACGCAGCUCCUCGACUGACCCGCGUCUUCAAUCCCUACACGGAGUUCAAGGAGUUCUCCCGCAAGCAGAUUAAGGACAUGGAGAUGAUGUUCAAACAGUACGACACUGGUAAAGAUGGCUUCAUCGACCUGAUGGAGCUGAAGCUGAUGAUGGAGAAGUUGGGCGCUCCACAAACCCACUUGGGCCUCAAGAACAUGAUCAAAGAGGUUGACGAAGACUUUGAUGGCAAGCUGAGCUUCCGAGAGUUCCUGCUGAUCUUCCGGAGAGCAGCAGCUGGAGAGCUGCAGGAGGAGAGUGGUCUGAUGGCUCUGGCCAGGCUGUCUGAGAUCAACGUCUCUACUGAGGGAGUGAUGGGGGCCAAAGACUUCUUUGAAGCCAAGAUGCAGGCUCUGUCUGUGGGCAGCAAAUUUGAAGCUGAGAUUCUAGAAGAAAAAGAAGAACGCAAGAGACAGGAAGGGGAGAAAAGACAGAGACAAGCGGCCUUCAAGCAGCUGCAGUCGGCCUUCUGCUCCUGACCCUCCACAGAUACCAACCCUGACAGGCAGACGUCUCAGCCCACUGAGUCAGCACUUCUCAUUCCACUUCAACUUUAAUCAAAGGCAUUGCUCAGAAUUUGGGACAUCAUAAAAAACUAGAAAGAGGCAUUGAAGUAACUACUUUCUAAAAUACCUGAAAAUACCUUUGAACACUUAAUAGGCAAGGUUUUAUUCAUUCUAGACUUUCUGCACCUGUUCAACAGGAAACAAGCAACCAAACACACAUAAAAUAUUGAGUAAUCUCUCCAAGUUCCUGGAAAUAUCAGAUUUAUUGUGCUUUUCUGUGGAACUGCACUUUGUCUCCCUCUGUACAAGAACUGGAAGUUUUCACCUCAAGGGAAUUUAACUUGUUAAGACAAAGGCAGGACUGUUACAACAGGUAAUAUUAAAUGGGCGUCUUUACAACCUGCAAUGAAAUAGAAAUAGUAUAGUAAUAGAUAAUAGAAUGAAUAAAUAUCUGUAGCAUAAUAUUUUUAAUUAUAGUCAGUAUUAACAUAAAAUAUAGUGUGAAAUAUUGGCUACUGACUUUGACUCCAUGUACUGAUCCAACACUAAACAGGCUGUGCUCUGAUGGCUUCCAUCUAUAGUAUAGAGUAUGCCACUUCUGAUAAGGAUUUGAUUCACAUAAGGGGCACUCCCUGGUUUGGAUAUUCUGCCACAAAUCCCCACGUGACCACUAAAACUCAACUGUGAAGUGUCAAGUUUAAAAAUCAGGGAGGUUAUCUUCAAAGGACUUCAACAUUUUAGGAAAUAGGCUAAAUUGAUCAAACAACUGAUACCAAGUUCAUGUUUGUGUGUUCGGUACACAUAUGUAGUCAGGAUGUGGUUAGCCUAGCUUAGCAUAAACACCAGAGGCAGAGGGAAAAAGCUAACUUGGCUAAAAACUGUACAACAACACCUCUAACACAGGGUUUACCCCAGUGGCUGGCGUUGCCUGCUUCCCCUCUGCAGCUAUGUUAACCAACGGUGCUGGUUACAUGGGACAUCCCACGCCACGCAGCUUCAUAAAUGCCUUGCCAUCUACAGCAUUAUGGCGUCUGGUCUAUUUUUGCCACAAGCCCCUAGCAAAUCUUGCAAGAAAACACACUAAUGAUCUAUUCUAAAUGAUAUAGAAGAUAUAUGAUAGAUGAUAUAAAUCUUUGCAAUUUCUUAGUUUCAUGAAAUGAACAAGAUGUAACAUGUUAAUCAGUGAGUGUUAGAGGUUUUGUUUGGUGCAUGUUUUUCCUUUGGACAGAGCCAGGCUAGCUGUUUUCCACCAGCUUCCAGUCUUUAAGCUAAGCUACGCUAACAAAACUCUGACUCCAGCUCACUUCAUCUCAUUCCCAGAAGGUAAGCAAAUAGAUCUAUUCUCC
Molecule: messenger RNA, 2188 nt
Organism: Etheostoma cragini (Arkansas darter)
Lineage: Eukaryota; Metazoa; Chordata; Actinopteri; Perciformes; Percidae
Gene: efhd1
Product: EF-hand domain family, member D1
Exons: 4
Coding region: 114-815 (233 amino acids)
Molecular function (GO): calcium ion binding
Source: RefSeq, a predicted model, not a curated record